Malania oleifera is the source of this 2270-nucleotide messenger RNA. RefSeq names its product type IV inositol polyphosphate 5-phosphatase 6-like. The transcript is spliced from 7 exons. The coding region runs from base 508 to 1881 and encodes 457 amino acids. NCBI's taxonomy places the organism in Eukaryota, Viridiplantae, Streptophyta, Magnoliopsida, Santalales, Ximeniaceae. Gene Ontology annotation, molecular function: phosphatidylinositol-3,4,5-trisphosphate 5-phosphatase activity; phosphatidylinositol-4,5-bisphosphate 5-phosphatase activity; inositol-polyphosphate 5-phosphatase activity. The record is from RefSeq and is a predicted model, not a curated record. Gene Ontology annotation, biological process: phosphatidylinositol dephosphorylation.
UUUCCCACAUCACCCCCUUCUCUCCAUCUCUUUCCAAAUUUUGAAUCCCAUUGAAUGCUCUCUCUCUCUCUCUCUGAAAAUAUAACAACAAUACACCGCACCACGCAACGCAUCCGGAACCUUUCUACUUGAAUUUGGAGAAAGAACAACCCAACCCAACCAGCUUUGACUUUUCAUGCUCUUAAGGGGUUUAAUAUAUACUUAAAUAUUGCAGGGGGGUUUACUAACUCUACUGUCAUGUGGUGCAACGUUGGCUGCUGGUUUGUCGUCUCUUUCUACUUACUCUCACACUCAGUGUCUCGCCUUUUUGCGUAUUGCUGAAAUGAUCCAUAUCUGCAAAUCCAAAAAACAUUACGUCGAGUUAAGAGUCUUGGCGAACUUCGGCGCCAUGCGUUGCGAACAGAGUUAAAUUAAAUAAACUAACGGCAUAAAAAGUGUGUAGCACUUGCUGAGUCUUUUUAUCAACUUCCGAGGUGAUGGCAGGGACGUGCUUUCUCCUGUAAAUUUAUGGACACAGGGAACCAGAAGAGGAGAACUAGAAGUUGGCGCAGCUGGUUUAAGCAAAAGCACAAGAGCAGGGAAGGCUCUUCUCAUUUUACAGAUUUUUCAGAUGAAGGCUAUGGCAGUUCAGAUGAUGGUUUGGUUACGUCGAUAGGAAUGGAAUCAUGCAUUUCAACUAAUGAGUUAAGAGUCUUUGUGGGUUCUUGGAAUGUUGCUGGAAGAUCUCCUGUGGGGAGCUUGGCUGUGGAUUUGGACGACUGGUUAAAUCUCAAGGAUGCUGCCGAUAUUUAUGUUCUUGGAUUUCAGGAAAUUGUCCCUUUAAAGAUCCGGACAAUAAUUGGAGUAGAAGACUCAACUCCGGUGACAGAAUGGAAUACGCUUAUUGGAAAAACUCUUAACAACAAAUAUGGUUGCCCGUGGUUAACACCCAGAUUGAAUACAAUUCCAAGUCAGAGUUACUACUAUGCGAAGGGAAUUCCCGACCCUCAAAGAAGGUUCAGUGUUAGCAGUGAGACUCCCUUCAGGGAGUGGCGAAAGGUCGAACAUGGCAAACGAAAUGAUGGUUGGAGCAAGUACAAGCUAAUGGCAAGCAAGAAGAUGGUUGGAGUCUUCAUUAGUGUUUGGAUGAAGAAGGAGCUAACCAAGAAAUACCGGAUUUCAAAUGUAAAGGUUUGUUCAGUGGCUUGUGGUAUUAUGGGAUACCUAGGAAACAAAGGAUCAGUUUCAGUAAGCAUGUCAAUUGAAGGAACUAGUUUUUGCUUCAUUGCCGCCCACUUGGCUUCUGGUGAGAAGAAAGGAGAUGAAAGGCGAAGAAAUUACCAAGUCUUGGAGACUUUUCGGCGAACGACUUUCUCCCGACAACGGUCUCGUCCUCUCACCAUGUUAGGACACGAUCGGAUAUUCUGGUUUGGCGAUCUCAAUUACAGGUUAUACUUGGAAGACAGUUUAGCUAGACAGCUGGUAAAAAAGCAAGACUGGAGAGCAUUGCAAGAGUUUGACCAGCUUCGAAGGGAGCUAGAAGAUGGUGGAGUAUUCCAAGGUUGGAAAGAGGGAAACAUAGAAUUUGCCCCUACCUACAAGUACUCUUCAUCCAAUUUCAAUCGGUAUUCAGGUGGCCUUCCAAGCAGAUCAGGAGAAAAACAAAGGACUCCAGCAUGGUGUGAUAGAAUUCUAUGGUAUGGAAAAGGAGUAGAGCAACUUUCUUAUUUUCGCAGUGAGAGUAGGUUCUCCGAUCAUCGGCCCGUUUCUGCUCUCUUCUCUACCCAGAUUGAAAUCAUGGACCCCAAUCGGCAGACUGCUGCACUCCACACAAUCCAUCCCACAAUAACUCCUCCCAACCAAACUGAACUUCUUAAUGGGAUAGUCUGGUUAAUAGCAUGAUGAUGAUGAUGAUGAUGCUGAUGAUUAUGAUGGUGAUUGUGGUGGCAGCAGCAGCAUCCAAGCUAGAGAGGGGAAGAGGUCAAAUCCAUAUUGUCAUUGAAUGUAGAGGAUAUUGAAGCACCACCAAGGCUUCUGCAAAAACUUUAAAUCAAAUAGAUGAUAGGAGAUGAAUAGUGUAUGUUUCCACAGGAAGCUUCAUGAAGACAUGCUUCUGUCUCCUUGGUUUUUCCUUAUUUCUUUGUUAUAUUAUUUUUAUUUUUAUUUCUUAAAAUUUCUUCUUGGGCUUGGGCAUGUAAGUUAGAUGCCUUACCUGAAAUUAUCAUUCAUAAUUGAACAGAUGUAAUUGAAUGUAUGUAAUUGUAAGACACUAAGAUAUAUGUCACCUGAAA